Racocetra persica is the source of this 300-nucleotide messenger RNA. Lineage: Eukaryota; Fungi; Glomeromycota; Glomeromycetes; Diversisporales; Gigasporaceae. The record is from the annotation of a GenBank genome assembly.
AUGUGGAAACAAAAAAAAGAUAAAAAGCAGUUAGAAAAAAUUAAUCUAACUUCUGAAGAAUGGUUAUUUAUCGAAGAAGUUAUACCAGUUCUAGAAGAAAAUUUCAAGUACCAUAUAACAAGCUUAUCUGUAAGAAAGGAAAGUGAGCUCUUACAAAAAAGAUUAAAAACAAAAUUAUAUAGUGAAAGCUUGUUUGGUGAAAGUUCAUUUGAUUCUUGUGGUUCUGGUAAUGGUGACAAAAUUGAUAGAUAUUUGGUAUUACAAGAAAUUUCUAAAGAUCAAAAUGCUCAAACUUGGUAG